CUCAAUGAUCUCGCGGGGACAGAACCUCCAAACGGAGAGUCAAAGGGUUUGACUUUCCAGGCGAAGCGACGCGGUUCGCCGCCGGAGCUUUUACAGUCUUACCUCCGUUCAGCUUCGGAGCUUCGUUUCUUGCCGAAUUAAGGUCGAUCGAUAUCGAUCGAGCGAUGCUUCUGCGACAAGCAGCUAGUUUUCUACGACGAAUUCGUCCUCCUCCUUCCCGAUCACCAUCCACUGACCCAUUGGCUCUUCCAAUUCCAAAAUGUGGUAGGCCCCACGAGGGUUCGCAUAUGCUCCGAUUGGGUGGCGAUGCAGGGAGAAAGGAUCGUGAGGAGUUCUCCUGGUGGGUUGUUGUGGCUGCUCAAGCUGCAAUAAUUCUUGGGACAAGUUCAAAUCCGGCUGUUGCAGAUGGGGAGUCAAUCGAGUCAAACUCCAAAAAUAAUGCAGAAGCUGCUGAUAUUGUUGGACUUCGCAGGAUUGAGGACGGUUCAGUUGUAUCGAAUAUCCAUACAGCCAAGUGGAGAGUAUUCACUGAUAAUGGGAGAGAUUCAUUUCUUCAGGGUAAACUGGAGGAAGCUGAAAGAUUCUUCCUUUCUGCACUGCAAGAAGCUAAAGAAGGGUUUGGAGAGAGGGACCCACAUGUGGCAUCCUCAUGCAACAAUCUCGCAGAGCUUUAUAGAGUUAUGAAGGCAUUUGAUAAAGCUGAGCCACUGUACUUGGAGGCAGUCAAUGUUCUUGAAGAGUCAUUUGGUCCUCAGGAUAUACGAGUUGGAGUUGCCUUUCACAAUCUUGGCCAGUUUUAUCUUGCACAGCGUAAGUUAGAAGAAGCUCAAAUCCACUAUGAGAGAGCUCUGAAGAUAAAAGGGAGAGUCUUGGGAUAUGGUCAUCCAGAUUAUGCAGAUACCAUGUAUCAUCUGGCAAUGGUGCUACAUCUACAAGGAAAACAAAAGGAAUCUGAGGCUCUUAUCCUUGAUUCGAUCAGGAUUUUGGAGGAAGCUGGUCAAGGAGAAUCUAUGGUAUGUUUGAAGAGGUUGCGUCAUCUAGCUCAGAUAUAUUUAAAGUCCAGUCGUCUUGAGGAUGCUGAGAAUCUGCAGAGAAAGAUUCUUCAUAUGUUGGAGUUGUCCAAGGGAUGGCAUUCUGUAGAGACUGUCUUGGCUGCUGAAGGACUUGCCCUGACUCUACAGACAGCUGGAAAGUUGAGGGAAGCACAAGAACUUCUUGAAAGGUGUCUGGAAGCAAGGAAGACUUUGCUGAAAGAAAGCCACAUACAGGUUGCAGCCAACAUGAUUCGCUUGGCUAGGGUGGGAAUGCUAAUUUCCAAUCAGUUAAGGAAGAUAAAUCCAGCAGAAGCAAUUGUUGAGCUAGACAAGGCAAAAGGUUUCCUAGACAACUCGAUAAGAAUAGCGAGGGAAGUACUUAACAAAUCAGUGAAGCAGAGAGGUAGAUUGAGAAAUGGAAAUUUGGCAGAGAGUGGCAACAAUGGACGCAUAGCAAUGACCAUACUGCUGCAGUCGUUUGAUUCAUUAGGGCUCCUGGGCCUUGCCAAGCAAGAAUUGCAAGAGUCAAGGGAUGAGAACACUCAUCUUGUUGAAGCUGAAGACGCCCUUUUACAAUGCAUGUCUUCUUACAAAGAGUUCGUUCAUGAGAGGUCGGUCUCGGGUUUUGUUGAGGUAAAGGUUGAGUAUCUUUCAUGUUUAAAGCAUCUAGCAAGCUUAAUUGAGGAUAUCACUCGGGAAGGGAUGCAGCAUUCUCAAGAAGUCACUAUGCACGAGCUGAAACACGAAAUUAGUCAGGUUGAAAAGGAAAUUUCUCAAAUGAGGAGACAUAAGAAGUAGACUGGAGCUUCUUAAUGCCGGAUCUGGAGUUACUCUGUUGAAGAAUUAAGGCAAAACAGAACUUUCUUGUGCAGGUGUGUUCAGCACUAAUUUAUUUUAGGGAAAGGGAAUGCAGCUAGAUGGAUCAACGUCAAGAUGGAACUCUGCGGGUGAUCUGGUCCUGAUAAAGUCAUCACAACCAGUGAGCUUCCGUAAGAUUACUGAAGACAUUGCGGAACAAAGUGUUAUACAGUUAGGGAUAUCGUGCCGUGUUGUCUUGAUGAUCCUUACAUAUUUAUCGGAAAAGUUCAUCGACAUGCUCAGGCACGCAGGUGCUUGGAAGUUGUUUACAAGGUAGCACAUAGUGAUAUGUGGAGUCAUUGAGAUCCUAGAACGUUCAGGAAGUCUUGGAUUUCGUGUGCCUGCUAUUCAGGUGGCUUUUGGGAGGUUGUACAUCCUAGUUAAACAGAGGCAACAAGGUUUUGCAUCUAGUUGCUUGGCUUUUCAUUUUCCGCGUUGCAGAGAGUUUAGUUAGCAACUCAUUUCCUAGUUUCUCAACGUUCGGCAGUCUUCAAGUUGAUGAGGGAGUGUUGAAUGCCGACUUUUUGUCGUC
Messenger RNA from Syzygium oleosum, 2424 nucleotides. RefSeq lists its product as uncharacterized. The record is from RefSeq and is a predicted model, not a curated record. The transcript has 19 exons. Bases 165 to 1832 code for a protein of 555 amino acids. NCBI's taxonomy places the organism in Eukaryota, Viridiplantae, Streptophyta, Magnoliopsida, Myrtales, Myrtaceae. Gene Ontology annotation, molecular function: protein binding.